Pocillopora damicornis (cauliflower coral) is the source of this 1678-nucleotide messenger RNA. RefSeq names its product SNW domain-containing protein 1. Gene Ontology annotation, biological process: mRNA splicing, via spliceosome. NCBI's taxonomy places the organism in Eukaryota, Metazoa, Cnidaria, Anthozoa, Scleractinia, Pocilloporidae. The record is from RefSeq and is a predicted model, not a curated record. Gene Ontology annotation, cellular component: spliceosomal complex.
AAUAUUCAGAAGUCCCAUCAUACACUUCACUCGAAUGAUCGCAGCAUGCUGGCAAGGACUCUUGGGAUUGCCGACGAUUCGGCUUCGUUGCUCAUAGCAGGAGAAAGAUGUCUUUAGCAAGUCUCCUUCCAGCACCGCUGCAUGUGCCUUAUCGCGAAAGAGAUGAAGACGAUGACUUAGAGAAAGCUUACAAAGAGUUAAAGGUAACAGCUUUUAAGAAAGAGCCUCCUCCAUAUGGAAAAAGACAGGGCUGGAUUCCAAGAAAGUUGGAGGACUUUGGUGAUGGUGGUGCUUUUCCUGAAAUUCAUGUGGCACAGUAUCCUCUGGACAUGGGGCGAACAAAAAAGCCUGCUUCAGGAACAAAUGCUCUACCAGUGCAGCUUGAUUCAAAAGGCAGAGUGAAGUAUGAUGCUCUUGUUAAACAGGGACAUGGCAAAGAUAAGGUUGUACACUCCAGAUUCCAAGACUUAGUUCCUGUACAUUUAAAAGAUGAAGGUGAUCCAGACUUAGAAAGACCAUCAGAGGAAGAUAUUGAAGAGACAACCAGGAAAACAAGAGAAGCUCUGGAAAAAGAAGUUACAACAAAAAUUGCUGCAGCACAGCCCACCCAAGUUGCUCAGAAGCCACAGGCAGCCCAGUACAUCAGAUACACACCUUCCCAGCAAGGAGUAGCUUUCAACUCUGGUGCUAAACAGCGAGUCAUAAGAAUGGUGGAGAUGCAGAAAGAUCCUAUGGAGCCACCAAGAUUUAAAACAAACAAGAAGAUCCCUAGGGGACCCCCCUCACCUCCUGCACCAGUAAUGCACUCACCAAGCAGAAAGGUGACUGUGAAAGAACAGCAGGAGUGGAAGAUCCCUCCCUGUAUUUCCAACUGGAAGAAUGCCAAGGGGUACACCAUCCCUCUUGACAAACGUCUAGCCGCAGAUGGGCGUGGUCUUCAAGACCCCCACAUCAAUGACAAGUUUGCAAAGUUGGCUGAAGCACUGUACAUAGCAGACAGAAAGGCUCGGGAAGCUGUUGAAAUGAGAGCUCAGCUGGAAAAGAAGGUUGCACAGCGAGAGAAGGAGAAGAAAGAGCAGAAGUUGGCGGCGCUGGCCAAGCAAGCGAGGGAAGAACGAGCUGGCAUCAGAGCUACUGCAGAGCGAUCUGGAGAGGAGAGAGAAAGGGACCAGCUUCGUCAUGAACGACACAAGGAGAGAGAAAGAGAUCGUAGAAUCUCUAAAGCUGCACCUGAUAAAAGGUCCAAACUUCAGCGUGACAAAGAGCGCGACAUAAGUGAGCAGAUUGCAUUAGGCCUGGCUUCUGCUCCUCCCUCACAGGAAGCAAUGUUUGAUCAGCGAUUAUUUAAUCAAAGCAAGGGCCUGGACUCCGGAUUCGCUGGAGAUGACGAUGGAUACAAUGUGUACGACAAGGCCUGGAGACGAGAGGGCAGCACAGCCAAUGCAAUCUAUAGGCCGAGCAAGAAUGUGGACCGCGAUGUUUAUGGAGAUGAUCUGGAAAAACUGGUUCAAACAAGCAGGUUUCAGCCUGACAAGGGAUUUGCUGGCACAGAUCGUGGUCAGCGGCGUGACGGGCCAGUUCAGUUCGAAAAGGAAGAGGAGGAUCCUUUUGGUUUGGACAAGUUUCUUACAGAGGCUAAAAAAGGAAAGAGGCCGUUAGACGAACCCUCCAGAUCAAG